Molecule: messenger RNA, 2411 nt
Organism: Homo sapiens (human)
Lineage: Eukaryota; Metazoa; Chordata; Mammalia; Primates; Hominidae
Gene: ELOVL3
Product: ELOVL fatty acid elongase 3
Exons: 5
Coding region: 1262-2074 (270 amino acids)
Biological process (GO): fatty acid elongation, saturated fatty acid; fatty acid elongation, polyunsaturated fatty acid; positive regulation of cold-induced thermogenesis
Cellular component (GO): endoplasmic reticulum; membrane; endoplasmic reticulum membrane
Molecular function (GO): fatty acid elongase activity
Source: RefSeq, a predicted model, not a curated record
AUUCUCCUGCCUCAGCCUCCCGAGUAGCUGGGACUACAGGCGCCUGCCACCACGCCCGGCUAAUUUUUUGUAUUUUUUAGUAGAGACGGGGUUUGACGGUGUUAGCCAGGAUGGUCUCGAUCUCCUGACCUCAUGAUCUGCCCGCCUCGGCCUCCCAAGGUGCUGGGAUUACAGGCGUGAACCACCGUGCCCGGCCGAACCACUGAAGGUUUUUAAGCAGGAAAGCAGAGCUGUUUUCUGGAUGAGCAAACAGAAAGUAGUGGUUUUCCAAGUACAGUCUGAGACAACCUAUAGGACCAGAAUCUCUGCAGUUGAGGCUCAGGAAUCUGGUAAUCAGCCAGGUAUAGGAACUCUUUUCUGAUUGCAAUGCAGUGAAGAGCAGAAGCACUGUAUUAGAGAAAGAGGCAGUGCAACCAGGUAACGUGACCAGGUGAGAAGUGAUGAGGUACAGAGACAAAGAGAUGCACUUUUGAGUCACUUAGAUGGCACUGAUAGGACUUCCACUACACCCUCGCAUAGACAGUGGCUGAGGUUCAGGAAAUAGAGCUGGGGUUCCUACUUGGAUCCUCUGGCUCUAGAGCUUUACUGCACAUAGCCAUUUAUACCCACAUCUUGAUUUUAAUUAUUUUAUAUCUAUGUUUCUUAGCACUUUUUGCAAAUUUCCACCUUAUCUCAAACUGCCCUCAAGCCUUGUAUUUCUCCUUCGCUUUCAUAAAACCUAGGAAAGAAAUAAGGGACAGCCAAGUAAAACUUUUAAAAGUUUUAGAACAUUUAUUUCUUUGGGGCUGGUUACACAGGCGAGAAAGAAGUAGAUUUGGUUAGGGAGAGAAAACAACAGGCCUUGGGGAGAUACACUGGCUCUCCCCCUCCCUAAACCCUAAGAGGCCUCCAGGAAACCUGAAGACAAUAAUUCCAGAAGCCCAGAGGGUGACCCCAUUUCCUCUCUCCAUGGUUAUUACUGUCAGUCUGGAGCAGUUCAGGAAUUCAGGAAACUAUAAAGAAACCACAACAGCCUCAACAACCCAAACAUCAACAUCAACAACCUCAACAAUAAAACUCCUUAAAAUUCAUCUCCUUCCACCCACUCACAACCGCAGACUCGAAGCUAGGAGGUGGAAGGGACUACAGAAGCUCUGCGUUGCCCAGGAGUUCCUUCUGUCCCGGCUCUGUUCCGUCUCGCCCCGAGGUUCACGCCAUCCUCGGAGCCCCAGCCUUUCACCCAGCGCCUCCAAGCUUUGGACCUUGACUUCUGCAAAACUAGAUGGUCACAGCCAUGAAUGUCUCACAUGAAGUAAAUCAGCUGUUCCAGCCCUAUAACUUCGAGCUGUCCAAGGACAUGAGGCCCUUUUUCGAGGAGUAUUGGGCAACCUCAUUCCCCAUAGCCCUGAUCUACCUGGUUCUCAUCGCUGUGGGGCAGAACUACAUGAAGGAACGCAAGGGCUUCAACCUGCAAGGGCCUCUCAUCCUCUGGUCCUUCUGCCUUGCAAUCUUCAGUAUCCUGGGGGCAGUGAGGAUGUGGGGCAUUAUGGGGACUGUGCUACUUACCGGGGGCCUAAAGCAAACCGUGUGCUUCAUCAACUUCAUCGAUAAUUCCACAGUCAAAUUCUGGUCCUGGGUCUUUCUUCUCAGCAAGGUCAUAGAACUCGGAGACACAGCCUUCAUCAUCCUGCGUAAGCGGCCACUCAUCUUUAUUCACUGGUACCACCACAGCACAGUGCUCGUGUACACAAGCUUUGGAUACAAGAACAAAGUGCCUGCAGGAGGCUGGUUCGUCACCAUGAACUUUGGUGUUCAUGCCAUCAUGUACACCUACUACACUCUGAAGGCUGCCAACGUGAAGCCCCCCAAGAUGCUGCCCAUGCUCAUCACCAGCCUGCAGAUCUUGCAGAUGUUUGUAGGAGCCAUCGUCAGCAUCCUCACGUACAUCUGGAGGCAGGAUCAGGGAUGCCACACCACGAUGGAACACUUAUUCUGGUCCUUCAUCUUGUAUAUGACCUAUUUCAUCCUCUUUGCCCACUUCUUCUGCCAGACCUACAUCAGGCCCAAGGUCAAAGCCAAGACCAAGAGCCAGUGAAGGUUUGGAGAGAACAAUGAAGCUCCAGGCUCUCUCUUCUCCAGGGCACCAAGAGGCUGGGCUUAGUUUUGGGAGAAUGAUUAGGUUGCCUUACCUGCAUGGUUUCCCCAGAGGAUGUGUGCCCCAAGGUGGCUGGAAUUUUUGACAGACAAGAAGGGUGACCUUGGGAUGGGGGUGUGGUCUGUUACUUUAAUGUUUCUGUUUUUAAUGUGAAGGCCAAGCAGGCCCUGGGAUGGGAGUGGGGCGGAGGAGGGUCCUAAGAGCUGAUUAUUUAAUUUCUAUCCAGAAAUCUUUCUUCUUCUUGCUCUGUUUUUUUAAAUUAAAGAUUUCAACAAAA